UAGCCAUUGCAUGCGAGUAGAGUGGGUACGUACGUAGCCGAUCGAUCGAGGAGAAUGGCACUCACCUUUCCCAUGGCGUCGUCCCCGAAGCAUGGACCCGGAAACAUCGCCAACCGGUGGCGGGAGCUCCAGGGCUCGGGGUCAUGGGCCGGGCUCCUGGACCCGCUCGACUCCGACCUCCGCGCCUCUGUCAUCGCCUACGGCGAGCUCGCGGAGGCCACAUACGACGUGUUCGACACCAACGAGAGCUCGGCGGAGGCCGGCCAGUGCAUGUACAGCUGCGCCGAAGUGCUCGCCGCCUCCGGCGUGUCCCACCCGGAGUACUACACCGUCACCAAGUUCCUUUACGCGACCUGCGAUUUUCGACCGUGGUUGGAGUCGGAGUCGGAGUCAGAGUCGGAGUCGGAGAGCGUGGUAGCCAAGGCGCUGUUCGUGAAGCCGGAGGGGGAGGGGGAGUGGCCGUGGGCGUGGGCGUCGACCAACUGGAUCGGGUACGUGGCGGUAGCGACGGACGAGGGUGUGGUGGCGCUGGGCCGGCGCGACAUCGUCGUGGCGUGGCGCGGCUCCGUUAAGGUAGUGGAGUUUCUCAAAGACACACACUUUUCGUUCGGGUCCGCGGAGAAGGUGCUGGGCCCGUCGUCGGAGAAAUUCAAGAACGCAAAGGUGCACCGUGGCUUCCUGUCCGUGUACACAGCUGCACCGCGCUCCAUUGAGAACCACCUGCUGCAGGAGACUACUGACAACGGUGUAGUAACGACCAGUGUCGGAGAACAGGCCCUCUUAGAAGUGGGGAAGCUAAUGAAGGUGCACAAGGAGGAGGUGACCAGCAUCACCGUCACCGGCCACAGCCUUGGCGCCUCACUUGCCACCCUCAACGCCAUCGACAUGGUGGCCAACCACAUCAACGUGCCCCUGGGCACCACCUCCAUGCAGCCGCCAUGCCCCGUGACGGCGAUCCUGUUCGCGAGCCCGCGGGUCGGGAACUUGGACUUCGAGCGCGCCUUCGCCUCGUUCUCCGAACUACGGGCACUCGGCGUGAUCAACCAAAAUGACAAAGUGCCGACGCUCCCACCAAAAAUUGUGGGGUACGUGGAUGCGGCAACGGCGACGCUACCUAUCGACACGACGCGGUCACCGUUCCUGCGCCCCGGCAGCACCUGGACGUACCACAACCUCGAGUGCUACCUGCAUGGCGUCUCCGGGGAUCAUGGUGCCAACAGGGACUUCAAACUGGUGGUGGACCGUGACCUGGGACUGGUGAAUAAAGGUACCAACGCGCUGAAAGAGGGGUAUCCGGUGCAGGAAAACUGGUGGAACGCCAAUUACCGAUGCACGGUCAACCAUGUCGUUGGCCGCUGGAAGCUCGAGAACCUCAACCAUGAAUAAUUAAGUUGUUAAGUUACUGUGCAUGCACCCUCAGCCUUGGAGGAGGCUUAUAUCUACAAUAAUGCCGGUGCUUGACUAGUUGUGUGUUUUCGUAUACAUCCAUAAUUCAUAGUAGACGGGCAGCGCACUUCGCCAUGCCCGCCUGCCCACCAUUGUCUCAUUGCCUAUUUUGUGUGUCAUGUUGAUGCAUGGUUACUUUGUUUGAGCUAUGCCCAGUUGAACUAUAUAUUGUAGUCA
Lolium perenne is the source of this 1623-nucleotide messenger RNA. RefSeq names its product phospholipase A1-II 7. The record is from RefSeq and is a predicted model, not a curated record. Lineage: Eukaryota; Viridiplantae; Streptophyta; Magnoliopsida; Poales; Poaceae. Gene Ontology annotation, molecular function: glycerophospholipid phospholipase A1 activity. Gene Ontology annotation, biological process: lipid metabolic process.